UCCCCGUUGUCUCCCUCCUCCUCCUCCUCGUCGUCUUCCUACUCAGUCCUGUUCCUGGGCACUGGCGAGGAGGCGGCUGAUUCUGGGACACCCAGUCCCACGCAGAGCCCUCAGGGUGUCUGCCCCUCCCCCACAGCCGUGGCAGCCCCUCCAUGGAGCCAGUCGGAAGACAAUGGCCUCAGAAGCCAAGGUGAGGAGGGGCCCAGCUCCGGGCAGGACCCGGCAGAUGCCGAGUCCCGGCUCCAAGAUGCAUUACAUUUAAUGAUGGCUGAACUGAUGGGCUUCCUGCUCCACAAGUACCGCACAAAGCAGCCGACCUCAAAAGAGGAAAUGCUGAAUGCGGUCCUCAGAGAUGACCAGGACCACUUCCCUGUGGUCUUGAGCCAAGCCUCUGAGUGUCUGCAGCUGGUCUUUGGGGUGGAUGUGAAGGAGGUGGACCCCAGGGAGCACUUGUAUGUCCUGGUCCCCACCCUGGGCCUCACCUACGAUGGCAUGCAGGACGACGGGCAGAGCAUGCCCAACACUGGCCUCCUGGUGAUACUUCUGGGUGUGAUUGUCCUGGAGGGCGACUUUGCUCCUGAGGAGGCAGUCUGGCGAGCACUUAGCAAGAUGGGGCUGUGUGCUGGGAGGGAGCACUUCAUCUACGGGGAGCCCAGGGAACUCAUCACCAACGUGUGGGUGCAGGAGGGGUACGUGGAGUACCGGCAGGUGGCCAACAGCGAUCCCGCUCGCUACGAGUUCCUGUGGGGUCCCCGGGCCUACACGGAGACCAGCAAGCUGCAAGUCCUGGAACAUUUCCUCAGGGUCAAUAGAAGGGGUCCCAGUUCUUUCCCAUCCCUGUCUGAAGAGCGAGUGAGUGAUGAGGAAGAGGGGGCCUGAGGCAGACUUGCAGCUGGGCUCCUUCUAGGCCCCUGUCCGGCAGCUUCUCCCGCCGGGCAGGAAGUGAGGCUGACUCUUCACUGUGUGUCUGAAGAGCAAGCAGUCAGCCUUUUAGGUAGUGAGGGCCAGGGCCGGUGGGGGGGAACACGGUGUACAGCAUCUCUGGGCUCCUGUUCUCUACAAUGAUAUGGAAAUUCAUCUUCAUUUCCCUUAGUGAUGCUUCAGAUGUUAUUCCUUUUAAUAAAUAUCAAUAUACUUUAUUUUAUUA
Vicugna pacos (alpaca) is the source of this 1147-nucleotide messenger RNA. NCBI's taxonomy places the organism in Eukaryota, Metazoa, Chordata, Mammalia, Artiodactyla, Camelidae. The record is from RefSeq and is a predicted model, not a curated record.